AUACCAAUAUAUAUAUGUUAGCUUACGUCAUCACCUUCACCGAUGGACCGAUGCGACGUGCUCACAUCUAUUUAGACUAGUUUUGUUUUAUAAGCAAAUCUGAAGUAUUUGUUUACAUUUAAUAUUCGGGGCAGUUCUUAAGAAAGAACCAGGCAGUCAAGCUUUAGAUGUCGAGGGUUAAAGUACGUUUGUUGUAAUAAAGCGUAUUAUUGUGAAUUUAGUGUUUUAAUCAAACUAAAAAGACAGAUUAACAGUCGCUAAUCUAUCAUCAGAAGUGGGAUAAAGGAUAUCUUCUCGUGAAUUAUUUCCGGAAGAAAGGACCUAAAAUUUUUUUUUUUUUUUGUGUUUCUUUGUGAACGAACAAUGGCAGACAAUAGUGAAAAACGCGACCGCGCAGUGAGUCCGAACGUUGUGAACAUUACCGAAAGUGUAUCGGAGACAGACAAUAAUAUGGCGUUGUUAUUUAAAAUGCAGCAAGAAAAUAACAACAGUUUCCAAAAACAAAUCAUGGAAAUUUUGUCGACAAUGGCCAACGCCCAAACUACUCAAGCAACAUUGAGGGUGACUGCGCAGACGCAACCUGUUUCCGCUUCAGUAUCAGAAGGUGUAAGUGCCGCGGCGGCGCAGUUUCGACUUGCAAGUUUUGACCCAGAUGAUACACCGUUUACUAUGGUUGAGUGGAUGGAUGAUGUUACUAGGAUCCAACAGGAGCUGGAAAUAUCCGAUACUCUUAUUGUUUUAAAAGCUGGUCAUGCUUUACGAGGACGUGCAGCACGCUUUUAUCAACAUUGGAAACCUAUUAUUAGAGAUUGGGCUUCUUUUCGACGAGAUUUUGAAAUUGCGUUUCCUGAGUUAGGUACUCCUGCUACUCGUAUCAGAAAUUGUUUAGCAAUUAAGAGUUCAAGUUUUGAUUCACUAGUAGAAUACGGUAACGCCAAAUUAACAGCAAUUAGAAGAUUUUAUUCAGACUUUCCAUGGAAUGUUGUGUUAAGUCUUGUUGAAUACGAUAUUCAAAACACAGAAGUGAAAAAUCGAAUCUCCUUGCUAGCUCCUACAUGUGAUUCUGAACUAUUAAAACUGUUGGCUACCUGUGAUGCGAAUAAAUUGAACGCUGGUGUGCGAGAGCGUGAAUUGUCACGAAAACGACCGUAUAGCUUUCGUGAUCAGCGUUCGUUUCAAGGAAACUGCAGAAGAUGUCAACGCUAUGGACAUAAAGCAGUGGAUUGCAAAAAUGCGGAAAAAAUACAGAAUAUGUCGGAAAAGGUACAGCCGGGUCCUUCUGGAGUACAUCAAAGAAAUUUUUCGUCUGGCAACAACACCUCAGCAAAUAAGAAGUUUUGUAACAUCUGUGGAGUGAAUGGACAUUCAGAAGAUACAUGCUAUAGUAAAAAACAAUGACAUGAGGCAUCAAAACGAGUGCUCCUGGCAAAAAACACUCGUUUUAUCCGUUCAUUUCCAUCAGCUACGGUUACUAACAAUUCCAUGAUCAGUUCAAUAGCAUACUUAGUAGACACAGGUGCAGAUGUCUCAAUACUUCACGAAAAAAUAGCGAAAGCCUUAGACUUGCAAAUUCAACCGGAUUGCCAAAUACUGUCUGGUGUAGGAAAUUGUGUUAUGAAGCCUCUGGGUCGCAGUAGUGUUGUGAUGUGUACACCAACCAUGACAUUAGAAAUUGAUUUUCUAAUUGUGCCAGAUGGAUCAAUUCCUGGAUGUGAUGUUGACGCUUUAAUUGGACUUGAUGUUUUAAAACGACCAGUGAUAGGCAACGAAUUUGUGCUAUAUACGCGUUUGAAGAAAAUGACUUAAAUUUGUCAGGACUGGACGAGUGGGUUAUUAAGGAAAUAAAAACAAUAAUCCAAAAUGGAAUAAGUCAAACACCGGCCGCAGUAACAACAAACAAGUUAAGAAUAACAUUACGUGAUCUACAGCCA
Molecule: messenger RNA, 1931 nt
Organism: Aethina tumida (small hive beetle)
Lineage: Eukaryota; Metazoa; Arthropoda; Insecta; Coleoptera; Nitidulidae
Exons: 2
Coding region: 364-1398 (344 amino acids)
Molecular function (GO): nucleic acid binding; zinc ion binding
Source: RefSeq, a predicted model, not a curated record